AUGUUGGUAUUGAACUGGGGCGGUGACGUUCGCGAGGUCCGGAUCCAUUACUCGUUACCAGCUGAGAAUUCAGCUGGUCCAAUCAUGCAACGAACACGUCAGCCCAUCUGGUCGAUGGCCCCCUCGAGAAUAUUGCUUCGCGAGGGAUCCAUUCCAGAGUUCUUAGUGUCCAUCUGUCGUCUGUCCCUCUCAUUAUAUGACCAGCCCAUCGAUGCUUUGCCAUAA
Molecule: messenger RNA, 225 nt
Organism: Strongylus vulgaris
Lineage: Eukaryota; Metazoa; Nematoda; Chromadorea; Rhabditida; Strongylidae
Source: the annotation of a GenBank genome assembly